Messenger RNA from Exaiptasia diaphana, 1051 nucleotides. Its product is annotated as carbonic anhydrase. The annotation marks the transcript as partial. The transcript is spliced from 7 exons. Gene Ontology annotation, molecular function: carbonate dehydratase activity; zinc ion binding. NCBI's taxonomy places the organism in Eukaryota, Metazoa, Cnidaria, Anthozoa, Actiniaria, Aiptasiidae. The record is from RefSeq and is a predicted model, not a curated record.
UAUCAUACACUAUGGCAUCGAGACAGACGCCMAAAAUAUGUUCCAGAUACGGAUAUAGUGUUUACAAUUCAGACCUAUAGCAGUAGUCUUAAUGCAACUACAAUCACUUCAUAUUGCAUAGCCUACGGACCAGCAGACUGGGGUCACGUGUCUAAGAUCUGCAGCGACGGGAAACACCAGUCCCCAGUAGACAUCAACACAGAUGAUUCUGACAAUGAUUCUGAUGAUGAUGCUAAUCUUGAGCUAAGCCUUAGUUACGAUGAAGAAGUUGACGGCUUUAGUGAGGGAACCUUUAAAAACAACGGCCAUUCACCUACGUUCGCCAUCAUGAAAGGAGGAGCAACACUCAGGAACCCCAUCAACGAUAAGUUUUAUCGACUGGCCCAGUUCCAUUUUCAUUUUGGUUGCCAAGACAACGUAGGCUCUGAACACACGAUAAAAGGGAAACCUUAUCCAGGCGAGCUCCAUCUCGUUUUCUAUAAUACCGACCACGCAGAUGUUACCAUAGCUGCAAAUAARCCUGAUGGRCUGACUGUCAUUGGAGUAUUCCUGAAGAAAGAUAAAAGUGCUAAUUUGGAGUUGAAAAAGAUUGCUAAACAAGUGGAGAAAAUCGCAUCUGAAGGUGCYGAAGUUUCAGAUGCUAAAGUAAGUUUGAGGACUCUCCUUCCUGAUAAAUUGCGCUAUGGAACACACGAUUUCUACUCAUACAARGGAUCCCUCACUACCCCUGGUUGCUACGAAUCUGUCAGCUGGUUGGUUCUURAAAAUCCUCUAAAAGCUGAUGAUCAAGUGUUUGCUAGUUUCAGAAAACUCGAGUCUAAGCACGGRAAGCAUCAUGGGAAGAUGUGUGAUAACUUCCGCCCCACUCAGCAUUUGAACGGACGAGUAGUUACUUCGCACUCGACAGAUGACGACGACGACUAGACAUAAAGAGCUGUAUAACUGAGUUUGAGGGGAUUAUAUACACUCAGGGAUAUUGGAUUAGCUUUAGAAAUUUAAAUCUCGCGCUCAUAAACUUCAUGGUUAAAAUAAAUGUCUCCUUUGAUUUACA